AUGAGAUCUGGGGAUACGGUACCUCCGGUUACCCAGCGUGUGACCGAGAAUGGAGCCAGCGUUGAGGUCAAUUACCUCACAGAUGCCACUUCAGCAAACGCCCUUGUCAACGAGAUUGGUCCAAACCGAGCUCUAGCCAUACAGGCGGAUGUGUCCAAAGUGGACAGCAUUCGCCAUCUCGUCUGGACAGCCAUGGCCAGAUUUGGCCAUGGCGAUGUGGUGAUUCUCAAUGCCGGCAUGCUUCUCACGAGAGAUCUCGAUGGCACCAGUGAAGCAGACUUUGACACCUGUUUUGCACUCAAACUCAAAGAACCGACUUCUUGGUCCUAG
Molecule: messenger RNA, 330 nt
Organism: Aspergillus tanneri
Lineage: Eukaryota; Fungi; Ascomycota; Eurotiomycetes; Eurotiales; Aspergillaceae
Exons: 2
Coding region: 1-330 (109 amino acids)
Source: RefSeq, a predicted model, not a curated record